Molecule: messenger RNA, 1536 nt
Organism: Salarias fasciatus (jewelled blenny)
Lineage: Eukaryota; Metazoa; Chordata; Actinopteri; Blenniiformes; Blenniidae
Product: putative nuclease HARBI1
Exons: 2
Coding region: 18-1169 (383 amino acids)
Source: RefSeq, a predicted model, not a curated record
AGCAGAAGAGGAGCAACAUGGAGCUGGCGGCUGCGAUUGGGUUGUUGUCAUUCAUCAUGCUUCGGUUGAUGAAUGAAAGAAGAAUCACACGGAGAAGACGCCAAUAUCGACGACUGUUGGCACUUGUGAAUUAUUUGGAGAGUGGUCGUCCUGUGGCCUACUGCAGGCUGAACUACAACGUCCCUAUAUUGCGUUUGUGGUUCAAUGCGGAAGCUGAACUGAGGCAAGAGUUUCGCCUGAGUAGGAGAGCAAUGCAGGGUUUGCAGAGGCUGCUAAAGAGGGACGUGGAAGAUCAUGGCUGGGGCAGUCAACUGGAGGUCCUGAUCUAUGUCUAUUGGCUCGCUCAUGGACUGUCCUACCGUGUUGUCUCAUCUGUCUUCAGUGUGCCCCGAUCUACUGUCCAUCGGAUUGUCAACAAAGUGGCACGACACAUACAGAACAACCUGAAAAAAGUAAUCCACUUCCCAAGGGCAGAAGAUCUGGAUGCAGUUGGAGAAGGAUUUGGUUUACUUGCAGGACACCAGGUCUUCAACAACGCUGUGGGUGCAAUAGAUGGCUGCCACAUUCGUAUUAAACCACCACAACUUCACAGACUGGACUACCUGAACUACAAGGGAUUCUAUUCCAUCAAUAUGCAGGCCAUUUGUGACGCUGAGGGACGGUUCCUGGACAUUUUUGUGGGCUACCCAGGGUCAGUCCAUGACACCCGUAUUUUGAAGAACAGUCCAUUUUACCUGGCUGGACAGUAUCCUCCCACAGGAUACUUCCUGCUUGGUGAUGGUGGCUAUCCUUGUCUGGACAGUCCAAUAGCUGUCAUCACACCAUACAAGGAGCCUGUCAUCGGUGCAGUGCAGGGACGUUUCAACUUUCGUCAUUCGAGGGCUCGCUCAGUAGUUGAAAGAUCAUUCGGAAUAAUGAAGACAAGGUGGCGGUCUACCCUUUUCAAGGCUUUGGAGGUUAGGCCAGCCUUUGCUCCACUAGUGAUCGCAACAUGUGCUUUUCUGCACAAUGUGUGCUUGGACAAUGGUGACCUGCUGGAGCCAGAUGCAGAUGUUGCCCAGGACAUCUUUGACCCACAAGCUCCACGUGAGGGCCUUGCCCACGACGAGAGGUCUGGGAGUGCCACAAGAGACAGACUUGCUGCUCUGCUCAUCCAGGAAGCUCAUUAGGCUGAGAGCGUUGACAUCUGUAAAUAGUUUUGUUCUUGUGUGGUUAAAAUAUUUUUCAAAAUGUCGUUAAUAAAACUUGUUUCACAAAUUAUAUACUGUACAACAAGAUCAGUCAUGAAAUGAGAACAAUGAGAAAAUCUGUGGAAAAAGAAGGGCUGUUUAUUUUUCUAACUCAUACUUGAUUCAGAAUACAACUAUGGCUUUACCUUCAUAGCUCCUUAAUAUUAGCUGAAUCGUCAUAUUGUCAGUCACUGGUUACUGUCAGUUAAUGGCCUGUAAAUAUGUAAAAAUGAAAAGUUGAACUUUUUCUUUUUAUGGUUGUCACCACUGACCUCUGAAAACUGGUUUAAAAUAAAUAUGAUUUGUA